CAGUUUCCCAUCAGGGGAGGAGAGGGAGAGCAGGUUGAAACACAUCUGACUAUGUAUACAAGUAUUGCACAGCCAGUGAAAUAUGGUUUUAGUAGUGCUUUCUAAAAGUGUAAAUAGUGUAUGCAACAUCAAAUUUAUUAUGGCCAAAUGUCUACGAACAGAAGAUGACAUUACAAAUGUGCUAAAUGAGAUUUUGGAUCGUGAAUCUGAGGGUGAGCUGCUGGAGUCUUCAUUUGAGGAAGAAUUACCACCACCUGUAGCUCCAGGUUUUUCAUCACAAGAUGAUGUUAUUCUUCAGGAUGUCCAACUGAAUAUUGAUGAGGAAGGAAUGGCUGCCAAAGACCACGCAGGACCAUCUCUGUAUGCAAAACAAAAUGUGAAUGUAACCUGCUACAGUGCUUGGCGUCUUCUGAUAAUAGACAAAAUUUUGAAACAUUCUGUAAAAUGGACUGAGACCAAAGCACGCCGAGUAUUGGGAUCAGACGAUUGA
This is a messenger RNA of Schistocerca nitens (vagrant locust), 490 nucleotides long. RefSeq lists its product as uncharacterized. The coding region runs from base 83 to 490 and encodes 135 amino acids. NCBI's taxonomy places the organism in Eukaryota, Metazoa, Arthropoda, Insecta, Orthoptera, Acrididae. The record is from RefSeq and is a predicted model, not a curated record. The transcript has 2 exons.